AUGCACCCACAGUUCAAGAACUUCACCCACCUGGAGGCAGAGGAGUUCCUCAAAGAGAUGAGCGACACUCGUGGCGAGGCCGUUAUCCGGCCCUCCAGCAAGGGGCCAGAUCACCUCUCGCUCACGUGGAUGUGGGUCGAGGGAGAGUUCAUGCACACCGACAUCAAGGAACUCGGCAAGCAGCCGGGGAGCAUGCUCGCGCCUCGCCUCAAGAUUGGGGGAGAGGAGUACGAAGAUCUCGACGAAAUCAUCUCCAGGAGGGUGUCGGCGUGUAAUGACUUGGUCAACGAUCUUCUUGCCAGCGACAAGUACAACCCCGGCACCAGCGCGGAGGUGGAGAAGACGCUUCAGAAGCAGAAGGACGACGCCCCGAAUCGCAUCCCCUACCUCAUGUGUCGGAGGGGGGUGCCGGGCUACGUGAACCUCAUGUACCUGCCUGCACACACCGUGAGGAAGAUCGUGGUAGAGGUUAGCCCGGAAGGGUACGUCAUGUCCAAGCGCUGCUUCAAGACGCUGCCCGAGCUGUUCAAGUGGUUUAAGCUCAACGCGCAGCAGCUCGGGAGAAGUAGCAGGACCAGCCGCAAGUCGAGCUCACGCCAGGCCUCCUCCUCCAACGGCACCAGCACCAGCAGCAGCAGCAGCCACUACCAGCAGCCCCCGCUCCCGCCGGACAACGUCCCCCCUCCCCCUCCCCCACGGCCGGCGGCCCCGGCCCCCGCAGCCGGGCAGCCGCAGUACCCGGCGUACAGCGGUGGGGCCUACGGUUACAACUCGGGCCAGCCUUCCUACGGCUCGCAGGCUGGGUACGCGGGGGCUCCAGCGCCUGCCCGCCCCGGGACACGGUGGUGGUGGUGGUGGUAGUGGUGGUGGUGAUGAUGGUAUUGAUUGGUACAGUAAAUUGGUGUGGCGUUUUGUUCGGGUUGCGACGACAAGGGCGGAGAGGAGGAUGAGAAAAUGAUGCAUUCGUAUUGAAGAUUGUUGGCUGCUACUUGAGUUGUGCCUGCUCAUGACAGUACCGGGGUUGACGGUUUCCUGCGAAGGUGUGCCCAGCGGAAAGCUGUCGUAGCAGGGCGAGACAGCCCACCCCUGCACCAAGACUGUGGCUGUCCAAUGUCACACGGCAUGUAUGUAUCGUGGAUACAAACGUGUUUUUUGUUCCUCGCACCCUGAGGGCAUGUGGCAAGGUCGGGCAACAGAGAAUGGUGCUGGCUAUUAAAGCUUGUCUUGGCACUAGCGAGAUUCCUACUGUAGCCUCUCUCAUCGGGCAAUCGUUAACGGGGUUUCGGUUGUUUGUGUGGCCUACCGUUGACCGUCGAGUAGAUAAUUUAUGGUGCACGGAU
Molecule: messenger RNA, 1340 nt
Organism: Ectocarpus siliculosus
Lineage: Eukaryota; Phaeophyceae; Ectocarpales; Ectocarpaceae
Source: the annotation of a GenBank genome assembly